AUGCUCAACAUGUCGGGUAGUCACGUUAUUGGUAACCGCAACAGUACACCAGAGGUUAACUCUGUGUCGUCUCUCCGCCCCCCUUCCUCGAGAGCAGUUGGCUCAGGGAGCUCUCUGCGAGCUUCUGCGGACAUGGCUGCCAUCUCGGCCUCUGCUUCAACGAGCCGGAUUCGACCUUCAUCCGACUUUUACGGACAACCCCAGCAGAGUCUUGGUCAAACUGGAUUUGAUGCAGACUCGCAAGAUAGGAUCGCUCAACAAUGGAUCGCCGACAUCGAUCAAUAUGAGACUACGCUGGAGGAAAUGGCAGCUGCUACGCUUGAUCAGGAUUUUAAAGAUGAACUUAGCGCUAUUGAGCAGUGGUUCCGAGUCUUGAGCGAGGCUGAGCGCACUGCUGCUCUUUAUGCUUUACUACAACAAACAACUCAGGUUCAGAUCCGUUUCUUUAUACAAGUCCUUCAGCAAAUGGGAAAGAAUCAUCCCAUGUCUGGUGUUCUGUCUCCUGCUACUUUCGACAAAGACCCGAUGACGAAUAGACUGAGCGAUGCCAUGAACAAACUUACGGUGGAAUCGUCCAGAAACUCGUUUGCCCGGACUUCGGCAGCCAGUGCCGCCAAACGACAAUCUGGCUUGGACCCCUCUACAAUCAACGCCAUGUUCCCAGACGCUGCUGCUGCCAUUGCAACAGAGAAAGCCAAAUUCACUCAGCAAACAGGGAAUCCUCCCGCGUCUAAUCGUAAUAGCGCCGCUGUUGAUGUGAGGAACUCACUCGUAUCUGCGCCUAUUGCUGCGCACCAAGAUUCUGGAGUCCCCAAUCAGGUGCCACUCUCACCUUGGCCAUCCACCGAACAAGGUGUCCCCAAAUCGGCCAAAUCCCAAACUCCUAUGGGUCAAUUUGGGCAGCCAAAUACUCCUGGCAGUCUUAGAUCGCCUCUUCCGCAGAUGGUAGCAAAUUCGGCUAUUCAGAAUACAACCUUGAACGCCCCUGAUAAAAGCGCCAACGAUCUUCCUCUGCUCUCACCUUACAAUGGUACUAGUGGAAACUGGGCUUCUAUGGUAAACACGCCAAUGAACGCGACUUUUAAUGCCCCAACUUCUGGAGCUUCACAAGCUGAUAUGGUGGCAAAUGCGACUGCUAUGAAGCUCGCCGCCCUCUCUACCGUCAACACUCGCUUUGCUCUGGAUGACGUGCGCAAGUACCGACGAACUCGGUCCAAUGACCCCCAUGGAACAGUCACUGCACAUGGUCAAGUUCUUCCUACCGCCAAUGUUGUUAUGGUGAAUGAGCACGGCCAAGUACUCAACAUGGACCAAGUUGCGUCUUUUCAACAAAACCAGUCAUUUGCAAGUCGCUCUCGGCCCAACUCACCAGGUAUUGCCGUUCAGCAGGCUGUCGGCCCUCUUCCCCCAUUUGCUCCUCAGCAGCAUGGUGGAUUCCUUAGUGCAUAUGAUGGAUCACCGGUCAUUAUGAACACUGGUGCGAUGGGCAUGGGUCAGCUUGGCAUUGCAGGGCAUGAGGGUUAUCUCUCGGACCAUUCGGACAUUGCGCGAGGUCGUUCGCCUAGGGGUCGCCGUGGAAGCUCUAAGCCGCCUGAGGAUCCUACUGAUCCAAGUUUGCUACAGGAUAUUCCUAGCUGGUUAAGGAGCCUUCGCCUGCACAAAUACACCGAUAAUCUUAAGGAUAUGCGGUGGACAGAGCUUGUCGAGCUCGAUGACAAGGCCCUGGAAGACCGUGGCGUUAAUGCUUUAGGGGCUCGACGUAAAAUGCUCAAGGUAUUUGAGCAGGUCAAGGAAGCGAAGGCAGAGGGGCGAUUGGCCUAG
This is a messenger RNA of [Torrubiella] hemipterigena, 1821 nucleotides long. The record is from the annotation of a GenBank genome assembly. Lineage: Eukaryota; Fungi; Ascomycota; Sordariomycetes; Hypocreales; Clavicipitaceae.